GCCGGCGACAUGCUGGCCAAGACGGUGCCAGUUGGCCAGCAGCGUCGGCUCGUCAACAGCCUCUGGCCCGGCCUCGACUCGGCGUCGGCGUCGGCGUCGGCGUCGGCUUCUCCGGGACUCGGACUCGUGUCCGGCGCUCCCGCCUGCCCCCCGACUCGACGCCACGACCGGGCGACGGCGACGUCAACGUCAACGGCGACGGCGACGGCGACGGCGACGUCGACAGUCUCGUUGGGCGGUCUGACGGGCGUGGGUCGGUUGCAAUUGGGCGCGAUCGGUGCGUCCGAUCGGGCCGAGUCGCGUGAUCCGGUCGAAUGGAUUCAGACGCCGACGACGCCAACGGCGACGGCGACGGCGACGGCGACGGCGACGGGUGCGCGUAGCAAAAGCGACAGCGGCGCCUUCUCGGCCAGUGACGAGGGCGGUGUCGGUGGUGGUGGGGCGGCGUUUUGUCGUCCGUUGCGGUUCAGCAUCGGCGAUCUGAUCGAGGAGGAAAAGUGCGCCGGAUCGGCGCUGUUCGCCGUCGACCAAGCCUCGCGAUUGGUCCGCGUCGAGUGCCGCAAGCCGGGCUGCCGGUGCGUGCUCAAGCACCAAUCGCUGCUCGCGCUCAAGGUCGUCUCUGGCGUCUCGCUGGUCCAAGCCGUCCGGUUGCCGGGCGACUCGGCCUCGGACCGUCUGCUCGGCCUGUUCGGCCUCGGGCCGGCCCCGUCGAGCCAAUCAGACGCCGGUGCCAGUCCACCAAUCAUGCUCACCUCGUGUUGCCCUUUUUGGUUCGAGCUGGUGCACAAGACGCCCUCCGGCCCCAGCGACACGACGCCCUGCCACGGGCCCCCCCUCCCCGUGUGGACGUCGGCCAAGGCCGUCUGGAAGGCACGCCCCCCUCUCUUCCUCGUCCGCGCCCCCACCCGAUGCUUCCUCUCCCGCGACUCCACCGGCCAAGCCCUCUUCGCCGCACGCUCCCGCUCCCGCACCCCCUCACGCCAGAACCGGCUUCAACCGCCCAACGACACCGUCGGCGUCGGCGUCGGCGUCGGCGUCGUCUCGCUUGACGCCGACGUUCCGCUCCGUCUCCGACCCGGCACCGUCUUGCGUCUCCUCGACUGCCGCAUCUGCCGACUCUUCUCCGCCGCCACCGCCUCGCCGUCGUCGCCGUCGUCGCCGUUCACGUCGUCGUCGUCGUCUUGUGUUUCCGCUGCUUCCGGCGGCGCACGGACGCUGCCGAUGCUGCACUGCAGCGUCGUCGGCGGACGCGCGCUCUCCAGCCUCGCCUCGGCGCACGUCUCCAACGGCGACGUCAACGGCGACGUCGACGGUGACGGUGACGUGUUCGGCUGGUUCGCGUUGACAGGCCCGCGGCCCGUCUUCCUGCCGCUUGACGACGCCUCGGUGGCGUUCAGUCCGGUCGCGCUCUCGUCCAGGCUGGCCGGCAACGGCGACGGCGACGCGGCCGACUGGGCGGGUGGUGGGGCGCACAGUCUCAUCUCGUUGCUCACGCGUUACCGCCUCCCACUCACCGUCCGCCUCCUCCUCGACCCCACCCCCACGUCGACGUCGACGUCGACGUGUGAUUGGCUGUCGGCGGCGCGACGUCCGGCGCCCUGUCUGCGCCUCUUCGAGUGCUUCCACGGCGACCUCGUCUUCCUCGAGCCGCUGUCCGACUGUCACGGCGACGGCGACGGCGACGGCGCGAGUCGCUUCUUCGUCGUCACGGCCGACAUGCUGGCGCAGCACACGCUGCUGGUGGCCGAGGCGACAUCGGCGCGCGGCCACCGGCGACGGUUGGAGCGACACGCGGCCCGCGUCGCCCACUUCCUCGCCGCCACCCACCCCGUCUACGGGCUCGCCUAUCUGCUGCGCUACCUCGAAGAGACGACCCAAUACUCCACCACCGGCCCCCCCCACGCCCCACUCACCCGCACCCUCGGCCCGCCUCGCGUCGCCCUCGCCCUCGCCCUCGACGACGCCAGCCCCAGCGCCAGCGUCGCCGCCGCCGCAGCCAUCGCCGUUGGCGAAGCAGACGAUCUCGUCAUGCCAACCGACGUCGACACCGACGCCAACGGCGACGGUGACGCUGACGGCUCGAGUCGGCUGCGCUCGGCGGCCGGACUGUUGACGCCGCUGGCCUGCGGCGUGGCCGCGACUCCGGCCAAUCUGGUCGCCAAGGAGACGGAUGAGUUGAAUGCACGUCGCCGGCCGCCCACUCAAGCCUGCCGCACCCACGUCGCCUCAGCCGCCCGUCGGCCCGGCGGCCGCCUGGCCGCCUCGACAGCCAUUGGUCCAGCCGGCGCCGCUCGCCGGCCAAUGGCCGGUCUGGCAGACGGCGACUCGCCGUGCCGCCGCGCCGUCGGCGUUGGCGUUGGCGGCCGUCUGGCCGCGCUACACGCACCAAUCGCUGCUCGUCAGCCCGCCCCAGCCGCUGUUCACCUCGCCUUGGCUGCACCAAUCGGAACUCGCGCACGCCUGGCCCGAACCGCGGACAACGGCGACGCCGACGCCGACGCCGACGCCUCGACACAAACUGGCCUCGGACGCGGCCGCCUCGCCUCUCUUCGUGGCUCGGCACCGCCUCGUCGCUUCGGACGAGGCGACGAUGCGUUACCGCGGCAGCACGCCCAGCCUCGCCCUUCAGCCCAACCGCCAGCCCAGCCUCGACGUGUACACACACCAACAACAACCGGCACAACGCCAGCAACCGCAACGCGCCUCCGCGAUCAUGCUGGCCUCGUUCGCCGCGACGCAGACGCCAACGGCGACGCCGACGGCGACGGCGACGGCGACGAAUUGGGCGGCAGACGAUCUGGCCUCGCCGGCUCGCACCAGCACCAGCACCACCACCACCACCAGCGCCGGAAUGACCGGCCGCUCGGUCUUCUGCCUGCACGGGCCGCCCCCCCGAGGCGCGUCGCUGCUCGGCCCGCCCGUCUGGCCGACCAAUCGGCGCGCGGACACGUCACCGGAGCCUCGACCAGUGUGUCCUCACCAGCCGGACAGACAGCACCAACAGUACCAACAGCCUCAACAGCAUCACCAGCACCAGCACCAGCAGAGCUACAUGUACAUAAUCUGACGCAAAAGCCUCUCUCUCUCUCUCUCUCUCUCUCUCUCUCUCUCUUCGUCUCAUCGUCUACUCCGCCUAGCCUCGCCCUCCAGUCACCGGGUGCCUUGGCCAUUGCCUUUUCCGUUGCCUUCUCUCGUCUUCUUUCCAUUCUGUCCUUCUUUUAUCUUUUCUUCUCGUCUGGUCUUUUUUUCAUUCUGUUUUUCUUCUACUUUUUCUUCUCGUCUCGUCUUCUUUUCAUUCUCUCUUCGACCUUGUCUUCUCGGCUCGUCUUUUCAUUCUGUUUUUCCUCUAUCUACUCUUCUCGUCUCAUCUUCUUUUCAUUAUGUCUUUAUUCUACUUCUUAUUCUCGUCUCGUCUUCUUUUCAUUCUGUUUUUCUUCUCGUCUCGUCUUCUUUACAUUCUGUCUUUCUUUUAUCCUUUCUUCUCGUCUUUUCAUUCUGUCUUUCUUUUAUCUUUUCUUCUCGUCUCGUCUCGUCUCGUCUACUAUUCUCACCGUCUCUACUCCUCGCUUCGCCGCUCUUCUUUCUCUCCCCACUUUUCCGCCCAAUUCAUACCCACCCUCUCGUCCCUUUUUCUUUCUCCACUCGUUUCGUCUCCUCUUCUCUGCCAUCCUUUGCCACCGCACGCAAGAACAGACCGGCCCACCUGCAAUGUUGGUAGUCCUCUUCGCCCUGUACAUAAAACCUGUAAAUAUCCACCAGCCACCCUGUCCACAGACAAGUGGUCCCGCCCACUCACCCACCCACCCAUUCACCCAUUCACCCAUUCGCCUUAAACGCCAGCUCGACUUGUCCUCACGACAGUCACCCUCCGUCCGUGGCCAAUCGGCCAGCCGAUAG
This is a messenger RNA of Protopolystoma xenopodis, 3897 nucleotides long. NCBI's taxonomy places the organism in Eukaryota, Metazoa, Platyhelminthes, Monogenea, Polystomatidea, Polystomatidae. The record is from the annotation of a GenBank genome assembly.